AUGUUGGAGUCCUCAGAGCCCAGCCACGAGGUUGCAGACUGGCUGUCAACCCUCCACCUGUCUCAGUACAUCCCCUUUUUCCAGCAGGGAGGCUAUCGAGUUCUGGAAAACUGCACGGACCUCACAGACGAGCGACUCCUAGAGCUUACAGUGCUGCCAACAGGCCACCGUAAACGCAUCCUUCUAAGUUUGGAAGCACUUGGCUUGAAGCAGCUGUGGAGAUGUGGAGAUGAAGGUGAAGAUGAGGAAAGUCCUGGGAGGGGACAAACGAAACCAAAGCUGUACCCAAGACAUGUUUUCAUGGACAGAAAAAGGGGGACGUCAUAUCAGCACAAUCAAACAAAGGAGACGAGAGAGAAUGAUUCAGAAGGAAGUCGGAGCUUACCUGCAGGAGCAGGACUGGCCGUAGACGAAGAGUCCCUUCCUAAUAGAAAAUAUGCUUUUCCUCCCAAACCAGCUCCACGUAACCUCCAGUCCAUCCAGACAUUCGUCCAGGCACAGACCUGUGGACCAGCCUCAACGCUCUCAAGCAGUAGCAGUGAAUCCCUUUCUACACCUGAAAUACCCUCAGAUUUGGAGGUCUCUUCAGAAGAACACUUCAGUUCUGCUGCUGAAGCCCUGCUCCUGGCAGUGGCUGAGGACAAAGAGGGUGUCCCUGUUCAAAUGGUUGACAACUCAAUAUAUGAGAAGCGGCAUUCUUUAAAGGAUCCCGCAGCUCCACGUCACUCUCGCUCCUACCGGUUAAGGCACCGUCCAGUACCUGAAAUACCCAACUCAACCUCUGUGCCUCUUCAAGAGAGGAGCGCACAAACAACCAGCCCUGAACACCUAACCGGCUCAGAGCAUCCCACCAGUGCAAACAGCGCUCAGAAAGCUCCACUUCAAAGAACAUUGUCACCUAUCGUUCCCUACGGAGAAAUAUUUCUCUUCAACAACCCCGAACCUGCUCCGGAACAAGGUGCUAAAGAAGGGCGGCAGAGGGGGUUUAAGGCGAGGAUGAAACCAAAGAGGAAGAGAAAAAAGUCGAAAGAAAAAGAGUGUCCAAUGGGCUUGACUGUGCCGGACGAAGAUGAAUACUCCACAGUGAACAUGUUGCCUCAGACCAUUAUGGACCAACGUUUCUCCUCAGUCCCUGAUGUCGCUUCUGUUGGUUCAGCGUCUGCUGUUCCUAAACACGAGUCUCUGAUCAUGGUGGACUGUGACCUCUACUCCCAGCGUGCAGAUGUUCUGACGAGCAUCGCCAAAAGAGAACAGCCUGAUAUUUCUCCUUAUGCAUGUUUUUACGGAGGCCCCAAACACCAAGUGCUCAAAGUGGGCUGGCUGGACAAGCUGUCCCCUCAAGGAAACUGCGUUUUUCAGAGGAGGUGGGUGAGAUUUGAUGGCGACAGUCUGGCCUACUACAACAACGACAAGGAGAUGUACUCCAAAGGUUUGAUCCUAGCCAGUGCCAUCAGGCAGGUGCGAGGACUUGGAGACAACAAGUUUGAGGUUGUCACUUUGCUCCGGACCUUUGUAUUCCGGGCUGAAAAAGAAGGGGAGCGCCAGGAGUGGAUGGAAACUCUUCAGACGGCCACGCGCCCCCCCGCCUGCAGCUCCCAGAAGCGCUCCGACAGCCUUCCCCACCUCUCCUCCACAAACAAGCGUGGCUUGCUGGAGCUCCGCGGUUACAAAGGCAGAGUGCUGGUGUCCCUGGUGGGGAGUAAAGUCAGGCUCUGCAAAACAGAACAGGAUUACAGGGCAGGUCUUUGUAUCACUGAGGUGGACCUGACUGCUGCCAACAUUAGAGACGUGGAUCGCAAGAGCUUUGAAUUCAACACACCCUUCAAAAAUUUCUGCUUUGUGGCGAACUCGGAACGGGAGAAGGAGGAGUGGAUUGAAGCGGUCCAGGAAUCGAUUGCUGAGACACUCUCUGACUAUGAAGUGGCAGAGAAGAUCUGGUUCAACAAGGCCAACAGGAGCUGUGCCGACUGUUGUGCCCCUCAGCCGGAGUGGGCGUCAGUCAAUCUGGGUGUGGUCAUUUGUAAGAAAUGUGCAGGUAAGAAGCACACACACUUUCAUUUGAAAAUAUACAUUUAUAUGUGUGUUAUCUCCAAGAACCCUCGACAAAAAUCACAGACUCGUUGGUGUGGGAGGGACAAGUCUGAGCUGUACGCUGUUUGGGGGUGGGGCGGAGACAAAGCACAGCUGAGCUGUGCGCUGUUUGUGCCAAAAGUUUUCAAAGGGGGGAGCUGUUAG
Molecule: messenger RNA, 2235 nt
Organism: Nematolebias whitei (Rio pearlfish)
Lineage: Eukaryota; Metazoa; Chordata; Actinopteri; Cyprinodontiformes; Rivulidae
Gene: arap2
Product: ArfGAP with RhoGAP domain, ankyrin repeat and PH domain 2
Exons: 10
Coding region: 1-2235 (744 amino acids)
Molecular function (GO): protein binding; GTPase activator activity
Source: RefSeq, a predicted model, not a curated record